Molecule: messenger RNA, 1446 nt
Organism: Hypoxylon trugodes
Lineage: Eukaryota; Fungi; Ascomycota; Sordariomycetes; Xylariales; Hypoxylaceae
Exons: 2
Coding region: 502-1029 (175 amino acids)
Source: RefSeq, a predicted model, not a curated record
GAGUUUAAGUUUGCGCUACGAUAAGCAUCGCCCUACGCCAAUGUCCUACCUUAAUUCUAAUUAUUCUUAAUCACACACAAAGAAUUCGACUAAUGAAUCUUUUCUAAGGUGUUAGUUUGUCUAGGUAGAUGAUUAAUUACGUAGUAUUUGUUAGUCCGUAGAAGGAGCGUUUCGUUUGUCAGUCCGUCAUACGACCACGGCGAAUUCCCUAACUACGAAUCGAACGACGAAACAAAAAAAAAAGAAGUUCCGACAAACGCGAGAAAUUCUGAUUAUGAAGCCAAAAUUUCUUACCUUGACAAUUAAUUGUAGAUACCAACUUGGCUUAACAACACAACAUAUAAAAUCAUCAAUUCUACAGUAGAUCGUGAAACCAAAUAAAAAAAAGCCACAAUCUUAAAAAUAUCACCAUAUGAUAUCAUCGUCUAUCUCCACUUACACCAGAAACGGAAGGAAAAAAAAGCAAAAUAUUCGAGACAUCACGAUAAUUAAUUGAUCAACAUGGCUGCCGUCUCUCCCGAAGCCGUUCUUGGAACUACUGUUGCAUUUUCCUUCAUCUUAUUCGGAAAUGCCAUCACCCAAUCAUUCAUGGGAGUUCCCGCUUUGCUAGUGGAUUUCCCAUCGCCGUCUUCACCUGAACAUGCCUCUCGCGCCCGGUUGCUGGGUCGACAGUGGCCCGUAUUCUGGGUCGUAGGCAAUAACUUCUUCCGGCCCAUCAGUACCCUCGGCAUUUUUGGUUAUGCCUACACAUCAUGGGUAGCCUCAUCCCAAGGGCCUAAUGGUGUUCUAGGCGAUUGGAAGCCGUAUGCGGUCGCAGCAUUCUGUCACCUCGUUACAGUUGUACAUUCCGCUGCGAAUAUGCAGCCGAUCAACGAGAAGAUCGACGCCCUACGAGAGCCCAAGGGGAAGGUCGACCCUAAACAAGCUGAGACAUACGCUCGCAAGUGGAUUAAAUUCAAUACAGUGCGCCUCAUUACCCCUGUCGUCGCCGGUUCUCUCGCGCUAUUUCAGCUGUUGAGGCGGCAUUAGAUCUAGCUUAUGCAGGGGGAACGAGCAUGUUUUUUCAGCUUUCGAGACGAUCUACGAUUAUCGAGGGGAGCUAUUGUCGAGCUCGAUACGCUGUGAACUGUAGCUUGCACGACCUACAUAAGAGCUGCCUUUAAGUACCAAAGGUACCCACUUCACGAUACCACCUACAUUACACUCUUUCGCCGUGUAUUAAAUAGAAUAGCAUUCGUCCAGGGACGUGAUAUUUGAACGAAGGGGAGGAUAGGCGGAGAUUCUUGUACACUAUAUUGUUUUCAACGAAUUGGUCCUUCGUUUGUAGCUUUUAUUUACCUAGGGAACUACCCAAUCGAACAUUACUUGUGCAUCACUUACGGUGGAUCUGGUGUAUACACAGAGUACGAAAACAUAAAUAUUGUGAUAGACAUGAGCAAUUAGACA